UAAUACAUACCGGUGGGUGGAAAAGAAAAUUCAAGUUGAGACUUUAAUUAUGAAGUUUUACAUCCGGUCGGAGGCCCGUCUGAUCUGUUGUCAUUUCCUCUUGCUUCACACUCUGCUGACAGUGUCGGGUUUGAUAAAAAAAAAAAAAACAUCAAAGUGUGAAAAUCCCGGUGAAUUAGUUGACAGCAUCAGCAGUGUGUGUUUGUGUGGAUCAUGCUGCAGGACUCAAACACACAGCGUAUCUCCAUCAGCGACUGACAAACGCCCUCAGAUCAUCUGAAGCGGUCAUAAAUUGCUGGAGUGCGACCCUGGGCUUCCUGUUGAGAUCUUCUUCAUCACUCCAUGGCUGUUUCAGGUAGGAAGUGCGUAGAGGGACGUCACUGAGGAGUGAUGCCUGUUGAAAGUGGAAACAGCGCAGCCGCCCGUCAAGUCAAACAGAAGCGCAAGUCGCACAGUCUCUCCAUUAGGAGGACCAACAGCACCGAGCAGGACAGGCCAGGCAUGCAGAGAGACAUGCUGGAGGGACAGGACUCCAAGUUGCCGAUGGCCUUAAGGAGUAACUUACUGGACCUGUUUGGACAGAUUGAACGGGAGUUUGAAAAUCUCUACAUUGAAAACUUAGAUUUGCGGAGAGAGAUUGAAUCUCUAAACGAACGUUUGGCUGGAGAAGGACAGACUGUUGAUGGCGGCGAUCUGAGCAAAGGAGCCCUGAAAACAAAAGCAAGUCACAGCACAAGUCAACUUUCCCAAAAGCUGAAGACGACAUACAAGGCCUCCACUAGCAAGCGCUCAAAUUCUUUCCCGGGGAAAGUAGGUGGACCUCGCAACUUCAAUGUGGGGAACUGGGAGUUAUGGGGUGGAGACUCAUGGAUUGUGUCCAGUUUCAAAGCCACCACGUCUCGUGCAGUGUGUCAGCUGGUCAAGGAGUACGUGGGACACCGGGAUGGGAUAUGGGACCUGGCUGUGACUCGGGUUCAGCCGCUGGUUUUAGGCACAGCUUCAGCCGAUCACUGUUGCAUGCUGUGGAGUAUUGAGACUGGGAAGUGCCUGCUAAAAUAUGCCGGCCACGCUGGAUCAGUCAACUCCAUUAAGUUCCACCCCACAGAGCAGAUGGCACUUACAGCGUCCGGGGACCAGACGGCACACAUCUGGCGUUACAUGGUACAGCUGCCGCUUCCCCAGCCCCCAGCAGACAUCAGUACUGGUUGGGGCCAAAAGGCUCCGGUUUCCUCCCGCAGCCCAAAGACAUGCAGGUUAGGUGAAUUGAACCUUCUAAAUUGUCCCCGGACGUGUCUGGUGGGAGGAAAGCAGGUGGUCACUGCUUCCUGGGAUAGAGCCGCCAACCUCUAUGAUGUAGAAACCUCUGAGCUGGUGCACACCCUCACAGGUCACGAUCAAGAGCUGACCCACUGCUGUACUCAUCCCACCCAGCGUCUGGUGGUCACCUCAUCCAGGGACACCACCUUCCGCCUGUGGGACUUCAGAGAUCCCUCCAUCCACUCAGUGAACGUCUUCCAGGGCCACACUGACACCGUGACGUCAGCUGUGUUCACCGUGGGAGACAACGUGGUGUCAGGAAGUGACGAUCGCACCGUCAAGGUGUGGGACUUGAAGAACAUGAGAUCUCCAAUUGCUACCAUCCGCACAGACUCCGCCGUUAAUAGGAUAAGCGUCUCAGCGAACCAAAGAAUCAUCGCUCUGCCACAUGACAACAGGCAGGUCAGGCUGUUCGACAUGAAUGGAGUCCGUCUGGCCCGUCUCCCACGGAGCAACAGACAGGGCCAUCGGCGCAUGGUGUGCUGCUCUGCCUGGAACGAGGAGAACCAAGCUUGCAAUCUGUUCACCUGCGGCUUCGACCGCCAGGCCAUCGGCUGGAACAUCAACAUCCCUGCCCUGCUCCAAGAGAAGUGACACACUUCACACGUACACAAGCUUUACAUGGCCCAUCCACGUAAUCACAACUGAACAUGUUCGUCAGUGCCACACCUGCAGUAGAUUUUUAAAGCACACUUUCACGUUGUGUGUGAUAAGACUCCGUUUUUCCUCCCAGUUGGCGUCUACGGUCGCUAUCCCGUGGUCAUCAUCCCGUCACGCCUUCUGACGUGUGUGGAAAACGUCAUUUCAUGGAUAUUCUGCAUAUCUAGCCCUGCGCUGUCUGCUCUGAGGUCAUAUAGUGUUGUGAACUUCCUCCCAGUCUUGUUACCCCGUUUUUACAUGUUUGCAUGAAAUUGCGACUCGUGAAUCCUGCGAGACCGGGACAUUGCCGAAACGUUCGCUCACGGCCUGCCGCUGUUACACUCAAGUAAGUUUUCACUUUAGUGGUAUUUUUGUUGUGCGAUGUUCUUUGUACAGAUGACUUUUUAUUUUACGAUAGCAUUUUAGAUUUUUUUUUCUUUCGUUUUGUAUAGAGUUCUGCUUUGCUUUUUAUAGAGAUGAGAUGUGCAAAAGAAACUCUGCCUUUGUGAACGGAAAUCGGCAAUCGCAUUUAUGGAUCCGCACCUUCUUGAUGUUCUAAAUGCCAUUCAAGCGGCCAAUCAGCUUCUGUCAGUAUUGCCGUAGUCCAUUUGCAUGACAAACCCACCUCUCUUGUCAAAUAUGUGAAGCAAAAUGCUGUAUAAUUGCGGUGUAAUCUUGUUCACC
Sinocyclocheilus rhinocerous is the source of this 2640-nucleotide messenger RNA. RefSeq names its product WD repeat-containing protein 37-like. The coding region runs from base 391 to 1911 and encodes 506 amino acids. The record is from RefSeq and is a predicted model, not a curated record. The transcript is spliced from 17 exons. Gene Ontology annotation, molecular function: protein binding. Lineage: Eukaryota; Metazoa; Chordata; Actinopteri; Cypriniformes; Cyprinidae.